Molecule: messenger RNA, 1441 nt
Organism: Hylaeus anthracinus
Lineage: Eukaryota; Metazoa; Arthropoda; Insecta; Hymenoptera; Colletidae
Exons: 2
Coding region: 10-1269 (419 amino acids)
Source: RefSeq, a predicted model, not a curated record
CCUGUCACGAUGCGUUUCACACUGGUAGCCCUAACGGCCUUGGUUGCUGUCGCAACCGUCAAUUGUCACUAUCUCCCAUCCUUCGGCGAGGGACCUCUCUACGAGGACAUCCAGUAUUUCACGGAUAUGAUCCCUCUGGAUGAAGUGAUGACGCUCACGCUUCAGUACGCCUCUGAGGAUGCCGAGUUCCAAGAACUUCUGAUGUACUUCGAGUCCAACGAUUUCAAGGAGUUGCUGACAGAAAUCGAAAAAAUCCCAGAGUUCCGCAACUUCGCAGCUUACCUGCAGAAGAACGGAGUGAACAUCAACAACGUGCUGAACAAAUUGAACAAACUCGCCGGCAUCCCAGCGUUCCAGCCAACCCUUCUGACGGAUCAGAAGAUCACAGGUGGAAUCAAGGGCUACUUCGACCAGGUGAAGGCGCUCGUCAACUACGACCUCUUUAUCCACGGUUACGUCUACAAGAUGAGGCACUCACCCGCGUUCCGCGACUUCGUCAGGGAACUGAAGGCCCCCAAUCACCAGAAAUUCAUCAAUACCUUGUACUCUAAUCAACGUUACCUGAAAUUCCGUAACAUGAUCAGCGUUAAGGGCAUCGACGUGGCUCUGAUCGAGGACAUCAUCUACACCGUUUUGGGCAUCGAGUUCCCCGAACUCAAGAACUCCUUCGUGGUAUUCUCUAAGGACACGGGACUUGCCAAGGAUAUCCAUGACUUCGAGGCCCUCGUCGACAAGGAAAAGAUCGUGUCGAUCAUUCUCAGGUAUUUGGACGAUGACCAAGUUCAGGUAGCGAUUAAUGACAUGUACAGCGAGGAGUUCCACGAGUUGGUGCGCCAAGUCGAGGCCUUGAAGGCGUACCAAGACCUGGUUCUGUACCUGAAAGACGCUGGUUUGGAUAUCUUUAGUUUCCUGCAGAAGGUCCACAAGAUCUUCGGUAUGGAGGACUACGUGCCACCCAAGAGAGGUUUUGCGUAUAGAACUUACGCCAAUCACGGCGGAGUGAAGGCCAUGCUGGACGAGAUCAUCGCUAUUCUUCCCAUGGAUCAGUUCAAGACCAUGUUCGACGAGAAGAUGAACAGUUCGCCAGAUUUCAAGAGCUUUAUCGAGAAACUCCGCUCACCGGACUUCCAGACCAUCGUUAAUGCUGUUUACAGUGCACCCAUCUUUCUGGAGAUGAGACAAAAGGCGCUCGACGAUGGCUUGGACCUUGCACCUGUUAAGCAGAUAUUCAAGGACAUAACUGGCGUUGAUUUGCCUACCGUUCCUUGAAUUGCGAAGCUUGUGGUAUUCAUGUACGCGAAAAUACUCAGAAAUGAUUCACAAUCGAUUUAUUUCAAUUAUUGUAUGUAAAGUUUGAUUGUUCUUAUGAUAUGUAAAAUUCGACUUUAUAGAUACUGUGUAUUUUACUUGUUGCAGGAACAAUUUGGUUCUUUUUAUGAUA